Molecule: messenger RNA, 6364 nt
Organism: Plodia interpunctella (Indianmeal moth)
Lineage: Eukaryota; Metazoa; Arthropoda; Insecta; Lepidoptera; Pyralidae
Gene: Syt4
Product: Synaptotagmin 4
Exons: 10
Coding region: 488-1804 (438 amino acids)
Biological process (GO): regulation of calcium ion-dependent exocytosis; regulation of dopamine secretion; calcium ion-regulated exocytosis of neurotransmitter
Cellular component (GO): axon; plasma membrane; exocytic vesicle
Molecular function (GO): phosphatidylserine binding; calcium-dependent phospholipid binding; calcium ion binding
Source: RefSeq, a predicted model, not a curated record
GUAGCCUAUAAAUACGACUAACUUGUGUUAAAAGUCUUAAAACUGCCAAAGUUUCCUUUUACAUUUUGUGUCAUGUCAUUACACAAUAUACUUUUCGUUGAAUUCAUUUUCGGACCAAGUUCGUCUCCAUCUUCCCAAGUAAUUUUAACGACAAAUUAAUUGAGAUUCAAUUUGUUCUGAUCAAUAGGACGUGACGCAAACUGGGGACAUCAAAAUCAUUCUGUCACCUGUCAAAUGACGUCUUUCCUUUUCAAAAUGGCGGCCUUAAUUUCGCGCGUGCGUUCAAAACCUUUCCGUACGCAUGCGCGAGAUUCCAAUGCCUAGAUUAAAAUCGAUAGUGCAACACAGUCAACAGUCUGUUGGGCUCUCGAUAACCCUUGUUUUUUUGUGAAUUAGAGGGUAUUUUGGAGGGCUUUUUUGGGUGAAUUUGUGAUCAAAAACCGUCAAGGUGUCGGUGUCGAGCAGUGUAUUGCCGGGAGCUAUUACAAUGAAGAUGCUGGCACCGCACGAUGGGCCUGAUAUCUCGCCCGUCGACUCUUCGGGCGAAUGGCACACCGCCACUGUCUGGAUGGUGUUGAUGGGCUGCGUGGGAGUGGUGGUGGUGAUGAUCGCAGCGUUCGCCUGCUGGCUCGCGCGCCGGCGCAACUCGCUCGCGCACAAGCUGGGAGGCAAGCGCGGCCCAGACAAGGCGCUGGUCUUCCAGCCUCCACGGCGCGCCACCGCCGUGCGUUCACCAGGUUCUGCCACGCACUACCUGCGCAAGUCUCCAUCACCAACCGCACCGCAACCACCCACAGCCGGAUCGCCACCUCAGCCUCAACCUCCACCGCUAAACCCUUUUCCUCACCAGGGUUCGGGCCACGUCAGCCCUCAUUCACCGACCGCGCCCACCGAGCCGACUCCGCUCAGCAAGGAAUUGGCUGAUGCCAACGCUACGGAGAAGAUCAAGCCGGUCGAGCCGGAGAACAAUGACGGCAGGCUUGGCGACUUGCACUUCAGGCUCAGAUAUGAAAAUGAGAAGAACGCCCUGGUCGUGUCCGUGGUCUCCUGCCAGGGUCUGCCUGGUCGCGAGCCAGCCGGCCCGGACCCGUACGUCAAGCUACAGCUGCUGCCUGAUAAACAGCACAAGGUUAAGACCAGAGUGGUGCGCAAGACCCGUUGCCCGGUGUAUGAUGAGGAUUUCACCUUCUACGGACUCGCGCCGCACCAGCUCACCGGCAUCACUCUGCACUUCGUCGUCCUUAGCUUUGACAGAUAUUCCCGCGACGAGAUCAUAGGCGAGGUGGUGGCUCCGCUGACCAACCUUCAGCUGCAGAUAGGCGACGCCAUGGCUCUCUGCCGCGAGAUACAGCCGCGCAGUCUGAAGAUGCGCAGCGUGGGUCGCGGCGAGGUGCUGGUGUCGCUGUGCUGGCAGCCGGCCGCCGCGCGCCUCACGGUGGUGCUGCUCAAGGCCCGCAACCUGCCCAAGAUGGACGUCACCGGCCUCGCCGACCCCUACGUGAAAAUGUACCUGCUUUACAACGGCCAGCGCAUCGCGAAGAAGAAGACGCACGUGAAGAAGAGGACAUUGAACCCUGUCUUCAACGAGUCGUUCGUGUUCGAAGUACCGGCCGCCCCCAAUGCCACUCUCGACCAUGUGUCUUUGGAACUCCUUGUGUUGGAUUGGGACCGUGUCACCAAGAACGAGGUGAUAGGCCGGCUGGAGCUGGGGGCGGAGGGCGCGGGCAGCGCGCGGCACCACUGGCGCGAGGUGCAGGCGGCGCCGCGCCGGCAGAUCGCCGACUGGCACAAGCUCAAGGAGUGAGCGCAGCCGCCACACACCACAUCUCCUCAUCAACAGAUAUUAACACCAGAACUUGAUUAAAACCCUCCCAGAUCAAUUCUUCUCCUGCUGCUGCAGAUUACGAACUGGCACAAUCUCAAACUCAUCUCCUCAUCAAGAGAUAUUAACACCAGAACCUGAUUAAAACCUUCCCACAUCAAAACCUAUACUUCUUCUGCGGCAGAUCACAAACUGGCACAAGCUCAAGGAGUACACACAUCUCAUCUCUUUAUCAAUAGAUAUUAACACCUGAACCACACUGAACUAUCCUAAUUAAAACCUAUACUUUCUACUUCUGUCUACGUCUACAACAUUGACACCUGGUUAUGCUACAGCUACAGAUCGCCGACUGGCACAUGAUCAAAGAGUAAGCCCAACACACACCACAUCUCAACAGAUAUUAACACCAGAAUUUUAUUGAACCCUUUCCAAAUCAAAUGCCUACAAUGCUACACUACUUUCUUCCGCCCACAUCGAUAAUAUUGUCAUCUAUUUGGCGCUACAGCGACAGUUUUAUAACUGAUAACUUCUUCUUUUGGCAUUUACACCCGGCCAUGCUAAAGCUGCAGAUCGCCUAACUGGAACAUCUCCUCAUCAACAGAUAUUAACACCAAAACCUGAUUAAAACAUUCCAAAAUCAAAACCUAUACUUUGUUCUUCUGUCUACGUCGAUAACAUUGACACAUGGCCAUAGUAAAAGCUCAAGCAGUGAGCACAGGACACACCACGUCUCAUCACCAGAUAUUAACCACACUACCCAGAUCGAUACCUCUACUUCUGUCCCCGUCGAAGACCCAAAGAAGACACUUACAAGAUCACCACACAGUUGAUCUUCUUCAUCAACAACUAUUAACACCACGACCAUACAAUCCUGAUUAAAACCUCCACUAUCUUUUGUCCCCAUCAUCUACUUCAGCGACUGUUUCAAGAAUUAUCAGGCUUUUUCUGGCCGAGGGUACAAGUGGCGCUGCAGCGGCAGAUCUCCUACUGACCAGCUCAAGAGCGCACAGUUUUAAUCAUCACGACAUUUCCUCAUUGCCCGAUAUCAAUACCAGAACCGUGUGGUUCUCUUUCUCUCUCUCUCUCUGAUCAAUACCUCUACUUUCUUUUCCUGCCCACGUCAAAGACAUCGUUACCUUCUUCAGCGGCUUCCUUACUUAUCAUCAAAUAUUAACACUCCAUUAUGGGGCGUCAUUGACUUUGUUAAAUUUGAUUCAGAUCAUUUUGAACUUAUUAUUCCUAAUAUUUGAACUGCCCCCUAAUUUUAGAAAGAAGCUUAUGAACAAAUAUAUAGUUACACAAGUUUAUUUAUGAUUGUAAUAUUCCAGACAAAUAAAGGCUAUAAUGGGUUAUAUAAGCUGGGUCACCUAAAAAUAUUUUAAUCGCGUUAUUUUGAACACAACGGAUUUUUUUAGGCAUUAGAAUAGCUUCAAGUCCUAUAACAAAAUAUUUGAUUUAUUAGUCUUAAUUGUAAAUUAUUAAGUAACAUUUGGUAUUAGGUAGACAAAUUAUUUGUAUAUUUCAUGUUAUUUACAAAUUAUUCAAUGUAACAAAUUAAAAUGUUUACUUACUUGCCAAAUUUUACGACGAGUAAUUUUACAUUGCUUGGUUUGGUACCAAAACAUACGAGUAGCUGAUAUGAAAACCAAGUAAUGUAUGCUGAAGUUUGUCGAAGUUUGGCGAGCGUGUAAAUGUGGUAUAUCGAUGUAUCCUUUGCCUAAUUCGUAAAACGCACAGGUUCUAUCCAUUUGUGUCCAGAGAUGGGAUUACGCCAGGUAAAAAGGUUUAUGCGGGGUAAAAAACACGGUUUUUAAAUAAUGCCAAACGCUAACGCCUUGGUGUAAAAUCAUUUCUGUUUGUGUCCCCUUAUAAUAAAUAGCUUAGUGGAUGUUUAAACACAAUAAAUCAAGUUAAUGUAGAUGUUUGAUUAUGAGCAUUAAUGACAGCUCGUAUCGAUAUUUUCUAAUUACUCUACAUAUCUACGUGUAAGACAUUUGACGUAAAAUACACAAAAUAUUGCAUGUAAACGUAUUCACUAAUUAGUUGCAUAUUAUUGGGUAAAAAGAACACUCACUUUUCUUCUAUAUUUUCUGUAAUUGUAAAAAGAAAAAUAAAUAUCAACAAUCGCGUAUCACCUUUUACAAGUUACUGCUGUAACUUUUAUGUAUCAAAAUUCGUACAAGACAAUAAAAAAAAUUGCGUGCGUGUUUAUAAGCUAAAGAUUAGUCUACUGCUGGACAAUUUGGUAAUAUUUUGCCCCACUUAUAUAAAAGACAUUUUAACAGGGAAAUCUCAAGCAAAAUAUAUAAAGAUUAUUACAUUAAUAAAACUGAUGAGUAGAAAUUACAAAAAAAAAUACAAAAUAGAUUAAAAUGUAAAUCGUAAAAUAAAAAAAAAAGUCGGUACCUUCGCGUCCUCGUAGCAAACUCGUAGCGACGCGUAGCUACGUCUACGACAUGUUCGUAGCGCAUAAUAUUCAGUUUUUAUAUUUUCGUAGAUCUACCUUGUGAAACAAUAAUGUUAAACCCGUUCAUUUGUAUUUUUCUGCUACGAGGCCAAAAGUAGACCGCCAUAUACCUAUUAUAUACUUAUUUAUUACCUAGUAUAUUUGUAGGUAUUUUAAUCGUACUCAUGUUAAAGAAGACCGCAAAUUCCAUAUUGUUUAAUUAAAGUCGUAUCUCUUAAUUUUUUCGAUAGAGUCAUUUAAAAGGUUUGAGACUAUCGUUUUUCACAAAUUUACGCAAAAGUGUACGAGGGUCAAGAUUUUAUAAGAUUAUCUGUCGGUAAUGGCAAGACAAGAGAAUGUAGAAAAUCCAUGUUUACUUAUUUAUAGUAUGAAACUAUUACGAUGUGGAAACUAUCGAAUACUCAUUCAUUUAAUGUUAGUUCGUAAUUGUAUAGUAUUAGGAUAGAGAAAUAAAUCUAUUUUAUACUAAAAUCGAUAGUGACUUAGGGAUUAUUUUGAAGGGAGCCGCGUACACAUUAGUCUUCGGAAGUUGGAUAGAUUUUUUUUGCCAAAAGUUGUUUUAAUAUUGAUAUUUUUUAUAACUCAAAAAUAAUAACUAAUCAAUCCUUAAAAUAAAUCUUAGAUAAAACUUAAGAUGCGAUGUUUUAUUGAGGAAAUAAAGCUAUACGAAAUACUCUCCAAGGGCAGAUGUUACCUAAUGUGUACGCAGCUUUGAAGCUCAUCUGACGAAGCUUUGAGCUUGUAGUCACCUGCACCUUCCUAGGACGUCAAUGUCAUCAUGAAAGCUUACAAUUGAUCUCAUUUCAGACUGAAUAUUAUAUUGUUUAAUAUAUUUAAUUCCUCUUAAUCACAAAGAUAGUUUUCUUUUUCUAUUGUAAUUAAAUGUGUUUAAAUAUAUAACAUCGUAACAAAACACUAAAAAUUCGGUUUCACUGUUUUAUUUUUAUGCAAUAAAGCUUCUUCUCUUCACCGGAGUCGAUUUUAAUUUUUUUUUUAAAUCAAUUGUCAAAUAUUUGUCAGUUUACAUAGGGUAAAUUUCGUUCAAGAAAAUUUUUUUUAUUACUUUUUUUUAGUGUUAAUUAAUUACAAACUUGCUUUAAGGAUAUUAAAGUAUAUAUUUUUCACAUUUGUGACUGUGCUAUCAUGUUCAUAGAUCAACGAUCACGUAGAUUAAGCAAAUUAUUACUUUAAAUCUCCAUACUCGAACAUUCCAUUGUAUUUAAAUGUAAAUAUUCAUGGCUUCUCGUCUUAAUUGUUAUAAUAUAAGUAAUAUUCUAGAAGUGUCACUUUGUCUUCGUUUUUUUUUUUUCAACCGACUUCCAAAAUGGAGGAGGUUUUACUCUAUGUUUUUGUAUUUGAUCGGUGUAUAUGAGUGUUUUAGGACAUCUAGCCACUUAUUAUAAUCUAUAAUAUCGAAAGAAAUUGUUUUUGAUGUUAUAUGGACAGGUACGUGCUUAAAAAAUGGGAAGAAAACUAAACUAAAUAGGUCGAAGUGUGCGAUUGGUCUUUAUUCAUUUGAAGCUUUUAUGAAUGAUUGAUUAUCAUUAAGUUUGUAUAGCAGCGACCCUAGCUAUAUUUGCACACCGUUAUAUGGUAAAACAAGCUCAUUCUGAGCGUGUUGCAAUUUUUGUGUUGGAAAUAAAACAAAAAUAUGUGAAAAGUAUGUAUUCAAAUUUUCUGUAUAAAUUAUUUACAAUAGAUUUUAAUACCCACGUUCGAUUGAACUCUAAUGACUUAAAAUUACUAGAUUUUUGACUACAAGUGAAAGAUAAAAGAAUAUUUGACCCGAUGAACAAAACUAGCAAUUACUUCUCCAUACACACAUUUCGCGGCAAACCAUCGUAUGCACAAAACUUGUACAAAUAAUUAAACUAAAUGGUUACACUGUCUUCAUCAUACAUGUUCUCUUAGUAUCUGCUUAGCCUCAUAGUAAACAGGUGUGAUAAUAUGUAUGUCUCCAUAUAACGAAAAAACAAUUUCAACCGAACUAGUAGAUGAAGACACAAUCACAAUCAAAUUGUAUACACAGUAAGGGAAUCUUAGUGAAUAAAUUAUUGACUGGUGCUUUCACAUAA